Messenger RNA from Anastrepha ludens (Mexican fruit fly), 1912 nucleotides. Its product is annotated as piggyBac transposable element-derived protein 4-like. NCBI's taxonomy places the organism in Eukaryota, Metazoa, Arthropoda, Insecta, Diptera, Tephritidae. The record is from RefSeq and is a predicted model, not a curated record. The transcript is spliced from 2 exons. Bases 93 to 1838 code for a protein of 581 amino acids.
AAUAUAAAAAAAAAAAUUCAUAACGGUUGAUAUAACUACCGUCUGUUUUGAUAAUCUCUAACGGAAUAUUGAUCAUUGUAUAGACAUUGUUUAUGUACGUUCGAAAAUUUUUGUAUUUAUUUUCAAUAAUUGCUGAGUGGUACAACGUUCGUCAUUUCGUUUGGAUUAUCUUGAAAAUGGCGAAAACUAAACUUAGUGAUACACAAAUUGCACAGGCUUUAGAAAACUCUGUUGAAGAAGAAGAAGAGUUCGUUCUUCCUGAUUUUUCUUCUGAUUCGGAACCAGAAUAUGUUUUUUCUGCUUCGGAAAUUGAAGAUGAGUUUUCAGACGAUGGCGCUGAAAAUAUUGAGGACGCAACAGAAAAUAUGGCAAUUUACAAAGGAAAAGAUGGAACUAUAUGGUCGAAAAGUCCCCCACCAACCUCGAAAAUUCGAUCUUCCAACAAAAUAAAAGGCAAAGUUGAUAAGGUUUUAUUGCCUCCAGGGAAAACUUUGGAAAAUAUACUUGAUUGCUUCAGACUGUUCAUUUCCAAUGAAGUUUGUGCACAAAUAAUCCAAUACACUAAUCAAGAAGCGGAAAGGGUAUAUGCUAAUCAGUCGAUAAAAUGGAGAGCACUAGACAAUGAUGAGUUAUUAUCUUUCUUCGGUGAGUUAUUAUCAAUUUUCAAAGCAAGUAUGUCAAGUCGCAGAUUUGGGGAAUUAUUGCGUUUUAUACGUUUCGAUGACAAAUUGACCAGAUCCUCACGACGACUAGGGGAUACGUUGGCCCCUAUUCGAAAUAUUUGGGAUAUGGUUAAUCACAAUUUAGGUAAAUAUUAUAUGCCAAGUGAAUAUUUAGUUGUCGAUGAACAACUCAUGCCAUGUCGAAGCCGCUGUUGCUUUAUUCAGUAUCUUCCUUCUAAGCCUGACAAAUACGGCAUACAAAUUUGGUGGCUGUGUGACAGCAAAAACGCAUAUCCUCUUCGAGGAAUUCCUUAUACAGGAAAAGAAGGAAAUACGAGAAGUGUUGGCCUUGCUAAAAAUGUCGUUGAACGACUUUGUGAACCCUAUUACGGGACAAACCGAAAUAUAACAAUGGAUAACUAUUUCACAAGUAAAGAAUUAGCAGAAAACCUUCUUGGUAAAGGACUCACUAUCGUUGGAACUUUGAGAAAAAAUAAGGCUUGCAUCCCGCCUGAAUUUUUGCCCAACAGAAAAAGAGCAGUUUCAUCUACAAUAUUUGGCUUUCAGAAAAAUAUAACUAUUGCUUCACAUGUUCCAAAAGUCGGCAAGGCAGUUAUUUUUUUGUCAACAAUGCAUCACACAUGCAAUAUUUUGAAAAACGGUGAAACAAAUAUUUCAGAAAUAAAUAUGUUUUAUAAUGAAACCAAGGGUGGUGUUGAUACAUUCGACCAACUUGUACAUGAAUACAUGACAAAACGCAAAACGAACCGUUGGCCUCUUGCAUUUUUUAUGAAUAUGUUGGAUGCAGCAGGAAUUGCAGCAUACAUUAUAUGGACAAAACAAAAUUCUUUAUGGAACAGCGGAAAGUCUAACCGUCGACACCUUUUUCUCAGAGAACUUUGUGAGCAGUUAGUGGUACCUAUGAUAUUGAAAAGGCAGAAAAAACCACACAUGAGAAUGGAGACACAAAGCGCAAUUUCAGAUAUUUUGCAAAUUCGCAACGAUGUAUUGCCUGUAAGUAGCAAUGACAACAAUAAUAAAAGAAAACGUUGCUAUAUUUGCCCUUCAAAAAAAGCAAGAAUGCAAAAGCAAUGUUGUAAAAUUUGUAACAAAAACGUCUGUAAUGAGCAUUCUCAAACAACCAAAAUUUGCCAAAAUUGCGAAAACAAUAAAUGAAUUAAAUAUGUAAUGAAUAAAAAUUUGUCAAUUUAUGUUUUUUUUUUCAUGAAAUAAAGAUUUGAGUUAUAAAA